Varanus komodoensis (Komodo dragon) is the source of this 719-nucleotide messenger RNA. RefSeq names its product CDC28 protein kinase regulatory subunit 1B (gene CKS1B). Gene Ontology annotation, biological process: regulation of mitotic cell cycle. Bases 47 to 286 code for a protein of 79 amino acids. Lineage: Eukaryota; Metazoa; Chordata; Lepidosauria; Squamata; Varanidae. The record is from RefSeq and is a predicted model, not a curated record. The transcript has 3 exons. Gene Ontology annotation, molecular function: protein kinase binding; cyclin-dependent protein serine/threonine kinase activator activity; ubiquitin binding. Gene Ontology annotation, cellular component: SCF ubiquitin ligase complex; cyclin-dependent protein kinase holoenzyme complex.
CCUCCUGGGCAUCAUCAUCAUCAUCAUCAUCAUCGUGGUCAUUAUCAUGGCGCACAGCCAGAUCUACUAUUCGGACAAGUACGACGACGAGGAGUUCGAGUACCGGCAUGUGAUGCUGCCAAAGGACAUCGCGAAGCUGGUUCCCAAAACUCAUCUCAUGUCCGAGUCAGAGUGGCGGAACCUAGGGGUUCAGCAGAGCCAGGGUUGGGUUCACUACAUGAUCCAUGAACCAGAACCCCAUAUCCUGCUCUUCCGAAGGCCGUUGCCAAAGAAACCAGAAAAGUGAUAUUCACAGCCUCUCUUCCAUGUUUGAGAUACAAGCACCUUGUUAAACAAAAUACAAAGAAACAACUACUGUGUGUUUGGGGGGGGGGUUUAAAAGACGUUCUGGAAAUGUUUUCAAUACAGCUGUCAAGAAAAUGCCACUCAACACAAGCAGCACACCACGGACAACGUGUGGGAAAAGCUUCCCUCACUGCAAAAGAUUGUCUGCUGGAAAGGACUAAUUUAGCUAUCGAUGAUUUUGGCAUUGCUAAAGGCAUGUGCUCCAUGCAUAUAGCUGGGCCAAUGUGAUUUUUAAAUCCCAAAGGAGGUGGGGUGUGUCAUUGCUUGGCUAUUUUUUAAUAUGUGUUUCUUUUAAAAACGUGUAUUUCAAGUUAUCCUUUGGAACAUUUCAAGUUAUUCUAGAUAUGGCUGUCCUUCAGGGCCAAUCAAUAAAG